GUGAGUACCCGGCCUUCUCAAGAUGGUCGAGCCGAGCCGACCCUGCCGCAGGCCGAGAAUGUGGAGAAGGCCCAGUCCAAGUCGGAGGACACACCUUCAUUGCGAAAUACGGCCUCACGGACUACUGCUGCACCAUCCGCAACACGGUGCAGGAGGAGAAGCUGAAGGACCAGUUUGAGAACGGGGACAAGGAGACGAUCGAGGAGGCGGUGCAGAACACCCUUUGCUGGCUUGGCGCGGCCAGGGUGACGGACGCGAUGAGCUACAAGGGCAAGCGCAAGGAGCUGGAGGACAUCGUCAACCCGUUGCUUCUCAAGGUCUUCGGGCACGGGUUCCGCGAGGACCACUUCGAGGCGAAGCGUUGCCUUGCGAACUACUGCUACACGGUCCGCAACGUCCUGCAGGAGGAGAAGAUGCAGGACAAGUUUGAGGACAGCGUCAAGUGCAGCGUGGAGGAUGCGGUGCAGAAAGCCUUGGAUUGGUUGGACAGAGCUAGCAUCGUCAACCCCUUGCUGCUGGACGCCUUCGGUUCUGAACGUAGCGAGGCCGAUCUUCUGGCGAAGUACGGCCUUGCGAACUACUGCUUCACCAUGUGCAACACCUCGCAGGCGGAGCAGCAGCAGAACAGGAAUGACACGGUCGCGUGGCUCGAAUCCGAGCUGGCGGCCGAGAGGAAAGGCUCGACGCAGCUCAACGCCACGGUCGGGAUGCUCGAGUCUCAGCUGGUGACUGCGCGCGCUGGCAUCGCGCAGCUAAGCCAGCAGGUCAUGGACCAGACGACCCGCAGGGAGGAGGCCGAGAGGGCUCUCCUCUUUCUCGGGAAUGCGUCGGGGCUGGUGGCACGGGAUUAUCUGAGUGCCGCAG
This is a messenger RNA of Prorocentrum cordatum, 864 nucleotides long. The record is from the annotation of a GenBank genome assembly. NCBI's taxonomy places the organism in Eukaryota, Dinophyceae, Prorocentrales, Prorocentraceae.